Molecule: messenger RNA, 1039 nt
Organism: Pocillopora meandrina
Lineage: Eukaryota; Metazoa; Cnidaria; Anthozoa; Scleractinia; Pocilloporidae
Source: the annotation of a GenBank genome assembly
AUGAAGGUAGCAUGGAAUCUGAAGGGUGGUGGCAUUUUUGGCUUUACCAUGGCACCAGACGAGUCGCCCAUCUUGCAUGAGUUCUACAUAUCAGCUAUCCAGAGUGGGUGCCAAAAGGCCAGUUAUAUUGUGCAGUUUCUUAGGAGGGACUUGACCUCUGAAUAUGACAUGAUUGGCCCUUACUUCUCUGUCCCCAGUUCCAUGGAUUCUAACAUCCUACAGGAGUUCUUUAUGCUAUGCUUUAAAGCAUUUACUGCAUUUGGCUUUGGAGUGGCCAUUGUCCUCUGUGACGGUGCAUCUUCAAAUUUUACCCUUUUGAAAAUUCUUUGUGGGUGUCCCAAGGAAACACUUCCCAUAGAUGAUCAGGCAGAAACCUUGAAAAGGACGGUAUUUUUUCAACGUGUCUUUUACUAAUCCAGAGGAUCCUUUUGGAAAUCCAUGAUUUGCCAUGAUUUGCCCAAGCCAUCAGGUAUUUACCUUUUUCUUGUAAAAACAAACACGGAAGGAGUGUGUGUGACAUGCCUUCAUUUUUAGAUACUACAUUUACUUACAUGAACACUUCCCUGCAUUUCAAUGUCUCUUCUGAAUUCACAAUCCUGUCCUUAAUUAGAUGUAAACGCCUUGCACCAGUAGUUCAAAGAGUGGGUAACUUUAUCCAGCACGUACGUUGCUAUCCAGCAGAUAAAUUGUAUUGGUUGGAGUACAUUUUAUCCACUUGAUAGCGAUUUAUUUAGUGGAUAGAGUUAUCCACUAUUUGUUGAGCCGAGGCCUGGUCAUGUUAUAAAAUGAGGAUGGCCUCAAGUCAUGCUUCCAACAUAUUCAUGACACCCACAUCAAGUUAUGUAACACUUGUAACACUUAAAGCAUUUUCAGAUCUGUCACAAGUGUGUAAUUAAUUUUCCUCUAACUGCAAUUGCUUUAACCAUCUAUGAUACACUAGUCAUCUUAUUCCAAGUUACAGAACAUAAUAUCUGCCUUGUACAGCUCAAGACCCUCUAGUUCAAAAAGUCUUAAUCUAGAUGCUAUCCAGUUUGGAUAG